AUGAGACAAGCCCUUGCAACUUCUUGUGUGAAAGGCCUCAGCGUGACGGAGCGUCGGACGCCAUCUUCGCCACCUGUGGGCAGACUGUCUACUCAUCUACGAGAAAGAUGCAUAUUUGCUGGUGUACCCAUCCACCAGAAUGGUCUCGUCAGUGCCGGUUUAGACCCACAUACCUCUGCCGGCGUGCUGCAUUGCUGCCGGGCCUCCACCCUGGAUUGUGGAGGCGUGGUGCUGUCUGCGCCUGGUGGUGUAGAACCGUGCUCCGAGAAGUUGCGGCUGCAACUCGCAAGCGUGGGAGAUAGAUUCGCAGGGUUUAAGUCCUCCAUUGCAGAGGAUACAAGGAGGAGGCGCUUGCUCGAAGCAGAACGAUACAGGGGUGCCCUCGACCAUCUCAUAACGCGCUGCGAGGAAUUGGAGCAAGGGCUGUCCAGCCUUAAAGGGGAGCAAGCUGCAAAAAUCUCACGGGAUGCCGCAGAGCUGAUGGCUCGCUGCAAGGCCAUACGUGCGGCGUUCGAAGCUGAAAUACGCUCGAGGAAUGCGAGGGAAGAUGCAGCAGGGGAGAAGCUCGAAGAACUCGUCAAGAAUUUGGACGUAAAAAUUGAGAGUGAAAUCGCGGCGCGUCACCAGCAAGUUUCAUCCCUCAAAAGGGAUAUUGCCGUGCUGCUCAGGGGUGACCAACCUCGCGAUCAGUUCCAUGCCUUCGUCAAGGAAGAGCUCGAGGAGCUACGUGCGGGCCUUGCAGCUGCCACGCGAGCUCGUGAGGAGGCUGACGAUGAAAUACUACAGGCCAUAAACGAGUAUACAAGUGCUCUACAAAGGGGCCUGCAGAGUAUCGGAGGGCUGGCAAGCGGCGCAGCCGUUGCGUAA
Messenger RNA from Eimeria acervulina, 867 nucleotides. RefSeq lists its product as hypothetical. The transcript is spliced from 6 exons. Bases 1 to 867 code for a protein of 288 amino acids. NCBI's taxonomy places the organism in Eukaryota, Apicomplexa, Conoidasida, Eucoccidiorida, Eimeriidae. Gene Ontology annotation, molecular function: structural constituent of cytoskeleton. The record is from RefSeq and is a predicted model, not a curated record.